Molecule: messenger RNA, 2320 nt
Organism: Acipenser ruthenus (sterlet)
Lineage: Eukaryota; Metazoa; Chordata; Actinopteri; Acipenseriformes; Acipenseridae
Gene: commd1
Product: copper metabolism (Murr1) domain containing 1
Exons: 4
Coding region: 1-747 (248 amino acids)
Biological process (GO): positive regulation of protein ubiquitination; copper ion homeostasis; negative regulation of sodium ion transmembrane transport
Cellular component (GO): endosome
Source: RefSeq, a predicted model, not a curated record
AUGGAUACAGAUUCGGUCGUCCCUCGGAUCUGUAACGGAUUUCAAUCACCCGGCAACGAACCUUCCAGAAACAACGUUUGCCUGAAUAAGAAGAAAAAGGACCUGCGGCGCUCAAGGGUGACGAGGUGGCGCUCCCACAGACCUCUAGCGUCACCUGACCUUGGUAACGUGACAGUUGCAGACAUGGCGGAAUUGGAUAGCUCAAAAUAUUUAAGUGGUUUAUUAAAUGGAAUUGCACAGAACACAUAUUAUGAAAAUAAAGAAAUAACAGAGGAAUUGCUGAAAAAUGAACUAUAUCCUGAUAUAUCGCAAGAGGAGUUCCAUGCUCUGCUUGAGAAAAUGAAGGGUGUUUUGAAGUCCAUCGCUUCGGCGGACAUGGACUUCAAUCAGUUGGAAGCCUUCCUGACAGCUCAGACCAAGAAGCAGGGAGGGGUGAGCGCUGAGCAGGCAGCUGUCCUGUCCAAGUUCUGGAAGAACCACAAGAGCAAGAUCCGCGAGAGCCUCAUCAGCCAGAGCCGCUGGGACAACAGCCUGCGCAACGUGAGCUGGAGAGUGGACCUGAAAACACAGAGUCGCCACGCCGACCAGGUCAGCGCCGCCGUUGGUGUGGUGGAGCUGGAGCUUGGAAAGACUGGAAAGGAAUCAGAGUUUAUCUGCUUGGAGUUUGACGAAGCCAAGGUGAACCAUGUUUUAAAGAAGAUGUGUGAGAUUGAGGAGAGCAUCAGUGCCAUAACACACAACAGCUAAUUUUUUUUCCAAGUACAUUUCUAGGCCUCUAGUUAAAUCUGCAAAUGUUCAUAACUAGUUAACGCAACAGAGCUGGAGGUUAUUGACGAAGAAGCUGGAAUUGUUUGUACUUUAGUUCACCUGUUUAUAUUAGCCGCCUCCAGAUCCCCUAUAAAUUAAACACACUUUCCAAACCUGGAAAUAGCCACCCAUUUGUUUAUCAUUUGUUAAAGAAAUGUCUGGCAUCCAGUAUGAAGUAAGGAAAUAAGUAUCCUUAACAUGUUUGAAUAUGUUCCCAAAAAAAAAAAAAAAAAAAAAGUUUGAUUUCAACUACAGCCUAUUUCUUACCCCUUACGUACUUACUGAAUAUCUUGGUAUCCCUGAAUAGAUGAACACGCUCCUUAAAUACACUGUAUGCCAAUUAAUUUAUUGCGCAAGCCAGUAUAUGUUAUUAGAUAUUUUCCUUGUUAGUUUUCAGGAAUUUUCAAGAAAUGUAGGUGUUAUGAGACACAGUUAGAAACAAUUCACAAAAAUGCAAACACAUUAGAUUCAACAAGUCAGUCCUACACUUGAUAUAGGCAUUGAUAUUGGCAAAGCCCAAUAAUGGACCAAAUCCUGGCAUUUCCUGUCCAUUGUUAACCUUGCUGACACAAAGAUACAAAGGUAGCAGAGAUACUAAGUAUUUUUUCAUGUGCAUACAAUCAUCGCUGUUAUUUCCCAGAUGUGAUAAUCUGCUCCAAUAAUGUCGCUUUGUCUUCCAAAUACAAGACCAAGGUUUUUGCUCUACAAGCAAUAAAAGCUCAGAUAUAUUAUACGCUGAUAGCAGUUACAGUACCUGUAUUCUAAUACUGAUGGCGAUUAGCAUUGAAAUGAUUUUCAAAAAAGGAAUUAUUAUUAUUUUUUUUUUAAACAAUGGAAGUUUCUAAUUUCAGUUUGAGUGCAGCACACAAGAUAUGAGCCCUUCCUCAAACGUACAUGUCAGUGAUGAAAACUUCAGCUCCAUAGCAACUGAGGUUUAUUUAAGUAUUUAGAAACUUAAAGUAACCUUGGUUCAUUUUGAAAAUAUGCUUUUAGUAAUUGUGAAAAAAGUGUAGUAUUUAAAAGAAAUGUGAGCACAGAACUAUGACUGUAAGGACAUUUUAAUUAUGGUACUGCUAUUCUGUAGCAGUUUAAAGAAGUUAAAAGUAAAACUGUAGUACAGAUGAUUUGUAAUGUUGGCAGCUUCAACAUGAACAUAAUUGUUUUUCUAUUUUUUAUUUUUAUUUUUUUUAUUUUUUGGUACUUCUUUAAGUAUAGUGCCACCAUAAUUCAGAUUUAGUCACCUUGACCUACAGUAAUUGUGUUUUCCCCACACUUCUGUGUAACUGAUCCCCAGUGAAUGGAGAGGGUGCAAGUCAGUUGUUACAUUGCCAUUAUGUCACUUAAUUUGCUAUUACUUCUCAUCUGUGUUAGUCCUACAAUAAGAGUACAACUUGUACAAAAGUAUAACAUUUUUCUACAGUGAUGCACAUACUAUAUUCUGUGUAUGCCUUUAUUUUAUAGAACAUUGUUGAUAAAUCACCAGCAAAUUAAAUUAAUAAAAAAAAAUACUCAA